CAAGGUUAUCCAGCACCACAAGGCCUACUCCACCCAUGCUCUACCAAGGUUUUCCAGCACCACAAGGCCUACUGCACCCAUGCUCUACCAAGGUUUUCCAGCACCACAAGGCCUACUCCACCCAUGCUCUACCAAGGUUUUCCAGCAUCACAAGGCCUACUCCACCCAUGCUCUACCAAGGUUUUCCAGCACCACAAGGCCUACUCCACCCAUGCUCUACCAAGGUUUUCCAGCACCACAAGGCCUUUUCCACCCAUGCUCUACCAAGGUUUUCCAGCACCACAAGGCCUACUCCACCCAUGCUCUACCAAGGUUUUCCAGCACCACAAGGCCUACUCCACCCAUGCUCUACCAAGGUUUUCCAGCACCACAAGGCCUACUCCACCCAUGCUCUACCAAGGUUUUCCAGCACCACAAGGCCUACUCCACCCAUGCUCUACCAAGGUUUUCCAGCACCACAAGGCCUACUCCACCCAUGCUCUACCAAGGUUUUCCAGCAUCACAAGGCCUACUCCACCCAUGCUCUACCAAGGUUUUCCAGCACCACAAGGCCUUCUCCACCCAUGCUCUACCAAGGUUUUCCAGCACCACAAGGCCUACUCCACCCAUGCUCUACCAAGGUUUUCCAGCACCACAAGGCCUACUCCACCCAUGCUCUACCAAGGUUUUCCAGCACACAGAUUUGACCAACUACAGUAGCUAUGUUGGUCUACUGUACUUUAAAACUAUGUGUAUGCUGGUUGCUUAGGAUUCAAACCUUCUCAAACAGCCUAAUUCAUACUCUUCGAGGAGGUGCUCCCACAAUAAUGUGAUUUGUACAACAUACAAUGUAAUGUAUUGCAUUCUUCCCAGUCUAAACUAAGACAUUAUCCCAUUCCAAUACCUUUUGCUUUUUAUUAUAUGAAAGCAAGCUUUUCUUUAAUACUUAUAACACCAUCAGGGUUGAUUGAAUGAGCUGUUUUGCCUUGUAGUAAUAUGAUAAUGUUAAACCUUUAUUUUAACAUUAUAUGUCAUUGAACAAUAAAUAUAUUUCAUGAUAUCUUUUUUCAUCAGUCGGUACCCAACAGAAUAACAGGAGGUGGUGUGUUGAACAUCGUCCCUCAUAUAGACAUAGAGGUCUAUAGAGCUGUCUGCAUUCCUGGUUUCUGGAAGCUUUAGCUUACCUGUGUAAAAUUGACAUAAACUCAGAACUACUUGUUUUUCAAACAUGGUCCUGUUUUAUCAAUUGCUGUGCUGAACAAUGAACAGUGAAUUACCUCAAAUGACUAUGUAGCUUAAAGUUAUGUGUGUAUUUGUAUUUCAUUUUGCAAUACAGAUGAUGACGCUACAAUAAUCCACGUUUACAAUAGGCCUAUAUCCAGAAAUACAUCCAGCCUCGAUGAUAUACACAGUUUAUUUGUUUGUGCUCUGAUUACAACACAAGUGUUCAGGUCAGCAGUUUACACAGAUGACUUCAGCCAUAUGAAAAACCAUAGCCAAAUAUACCUACCUAGCUAGCUAGCUACCUUCCUUUUAGUUCUCAUUCAACUGGUGUUAGCUAGCUAGCUACCCUCCUUUUAGUUCUCAUUCAACUGGUGUUAGCUAGCUAGCUACCCUCCUUUUAGUUCUCAUUCAACUGGUGUUAGCUAGCUAGCUACCUUCC
This is a messenger RNA of Oncorhynchus keta (chum salmon), 1642 nucleotides long. RefSeq lists its product as uncharacterized. The record is from RefSeq and is a predicted model, not a curated record. The transcript is spliced from 2 exons. The coding region runs from base 36 to 686 and encodes 216 amino acids. Lineage: Eukaryota; Metazoa; Chordata; Actinopteri; Salmoniformes; Salmonidae.